Molecule: messenger RNA, 910 nt
Organism: Lymnaea stagnalis (great pond snail)
Lineage: Eukaryota; Metazoa; Mollusca; Gastropoda; Lymnaeidae
Source: the annotation of a GenBank genome assembly
CUUGGCCUCCGUGUGGUCUGUGGACCGGACUGGAAGUACGGGGGGGGCAAUACUUGAGAAGGAUUAGUUGGUACAGUGGUAGAAAUUGGCGGUAGGUGUGGAUCUGUGGCUCCUGCGAAGUCAGUCGGAGUUGUCUGGGAUACAGGCGUGAAGUCAUACUACAGAUCUGGUGAUGGCAACGCCUACGACAUGCACGUAUUUGACAAUAUUCAAUGUGGUGAGUUCACAUAUCGUAUAAAAAGACCUCACUUUGCUUUGCACUAUAUUUGAAAGCAAGAAUUUGUUGUUGAGGUGAUUUUUAAUAUAAGGUUUGUAAUUUUUUUAAAGAUUAAAUUCGCCUAAUUUUUUCAGUUUAUUGUAUAACAACAAGACUAACUAAUUCAAAAUCUUUUAAAAGUAUUUAAGUCUCCCCAUCUUAAAGUCAAAGUAAAUUCCAUUUGAGACAGUUAAAGCCCUGAAAAUACAAAAUCGAUCACACAUAUCUUGUUAUAGAUGUCCUUAAAAUAAAAAAUGAAAUAAUAACUUACUUAGAUGUAUUGACAUAUAGUGAAAAAUCUAAAAACGAAUGAGCCCUUAUAAUAAAGAAGAAGAAGAAGAAGAAAUGUAGUCUUUAUUUCUCAGUUAGACGUACAACCUCAGAGACAGAAAUAUAAACAAUUUUUUUUUUAUUGUGAAGUUCAAUAUAAAUUAAAAUAAUCGUGAAAGUACAAUAUAUUAAAAAUUUAAAUAACUACAAAUAGGUGCGUUCCACCUACCCAGCUGCAACGAUUGCGAAGGAGGAAUUACUGGCUUUAUAUGGAGAUGUACGUUGUGUUUCGGCCUUUCACUGUGUACCUCGUGUUACAUGUCUGACUUGCACGGAACUUCACACCCUUUCAUUAGAUAUGAAACACACUUAUACAAUGGGUAA